AUGAUGAGCGAUGCAAGUGACAUGCUCGCUGCGGCUCUGGAGCAGAUGGAUGGCAUUAUUGCAGGUUCAAAGGCACUGGAGUACUCCAAUGGCAUCUUUGACUGCCAGUCCCCCACCUCCCCUUUCAUGGGAGGCCUGCGGGCUCUGCACCUGGUGGAGGACUUGCGGGGCUUGCUGGAGAUGAUGGAUGCAGAUGAGAGAGAGGGUCUGCGCUGCCAGAUCCCCGACUCUACAGCAGAGGCUCUGAUCAUAUGGCUCCAAAGUCAAAUGACUAAUGGACACAUAUCUGGAAAUGGAGAUGUAUAUCAAGAAAGGCUCGCUCGUCUGGAAAAUGAUAAGGAGUCUCUUGUUUUGCAAGUAAGCGUGCUUACAGACCAGGUGGAGGCCCAAGGAGAAAAAAUUCGGGAUCUGGAGUUCUGUCUAGAGGAGCACAGGGAGAAACUGAAUGCCACAGAAGAGAUGCUGCAGCAGGAGCUUUUAAGCAGAACAACGCUUGAAACUCAGAAACUGGAUCUUAUGGCAGAGAUCUCCACUCUGAAGUUAAAGCUUACAUCUGUAGAGAAGGAUAGAUUGGACUAUGAGGACAGAUUCAGAGACACUGAGGAUUUGGUCCAGGAAAUAAAUGAGUUGCGGUUGAGAGUUGGAGAAAUGGACAAUGAGAGACUCCAGUAUGAAAAAAAACUGAAAACUACCAAAGAUGAGCUAACAGCAUUGAAAGAGAAACUAGAACAGAAGGAAGCUGAGGUAAAAAGGUUGCAAGAAAAAUUGGUUUGCAAGCUGAAAGGAGAAGGAAUUGAAAUACUGGACAGAGAUGAAAAUUGUAAAAAGAAGCUCAAAGAUAAAAAUACAGAGGUACAGAAAAUGAAGAAAGCUGUAGAAUCGCUAAUGGCAGCAAAUGAAGAAAAGGAUCAGAAGAUAGAAGAGCUUCGGCAAUCUCUGAAUAGGUACAAGAAAGUUCAAGACAUGGUGAUACUGGCUCAAGGUAAAAAAGGCAAGGAAAGUGAUGGUGAAGACUUCUUGAAUUCAGGGUCUGUUUCCACAGUUUUAUUGGACACACCGAGCCUGACUGACCCAGAGAAAAGUCCAUCCCCAACCCCACUGACAGCAUCUCCACUCCAUGAUGAGUUCAACAUGAAUAUUCAUGAAGAGAUCCACACCAGUAUUCUACAGAUUUCAAUCCCUUCUUUUUCAUCAACAUCCAAGAGCUCGGAAGCUGCUGCUGAGAAAGCGAAAACACAGCUGAGGCCAGAUCCUGCAAGUGAAACGAGUGAAGGAAGAUCAACAGGUUCCUCUCCAGAAACACACCUGUCUGAAUGUCCAGUAACUUCUUCACUGCAGAAGUCCAGCAGUCUGAGCAGUUUGAGAAAAGAGACAUCUGAAGCGGACAGAGACUCUGCACAGAAGACAACAGAGGUUAAACCCCCCGUGGAAGGUAAUUUUGCAACUCUCCCUCCAAAGUCUCCUUCUCAUGGUGGUGCAGGCGACGAGGAUAGUUUUGGUACCCGUAAAGCUAGAUCUUCAUUUGGACGAGGCUUUUUCAAGAUCAAAAAUAACAAGAGGACUGCAAGUGCCCCCAAUCUGGAUCGCAGUCGAAGUGCAAGUGCACCUACCUUAGCUGAAACAGAGAAGGGAUCUGCAGACCACUUGGAUCUGGCUGGCUUGCCCCCUCGCCCAAAAGAAAUGGAUAGUCUGCAGAUGAUGCCACCUUCUCUGGAUUCAAAGAAAAAGGCCAGAGGGAUCAAGAAGUUAUUUGGAAAGCUUAAAAGAAGUCAGUCCACCACCUUCAACCCAGAUGACUUGUCCGAGACAGAGUUCAAGAGAGGAGGGACAAGAGCGACUGCAGGGCCACGACUGGGCUGGUCUCGGGACCUGGGGCAGUCUCACAAUGAGCUGGACAUGCCAUUUGCAAAGUGGACGAAGGAGCAGGUUUGCAAUUGGCUCCAGGAUCAGGGGCUAGGCUCUUACAUAAGUAAUGGCAAACACUGGAUACUGUCUGGACAAACGCUUCUGCAGGCUUCGCAGCAGGAUCUGGAAAAGGAGCUUGGGAUAAAGCACCCAUUGCAUCGGAAGAAGCUUCAGCUUGCUUUGCAAGCACUUGGAUCUGAAGAGGAAAACAAUCAUGGAAAACUGGAUUACCACUGGGUUACCAGGUGGCUGGAUGACAUUGGCCUCCCCCAGUAUAAAACUCAGUUUGAUGAAGGAAAAGUGGAUGGCCGAAUGCUCCAUUACAUGAGCAUGGAUGACUUGCUGUCCUUGAAAGUUGUCAGUGUCCUCCACCACCUCAGCAUCAAAAGAGCCAUUCAGAUUUUGAGAAUAAAUAACUUUGAACCCAAUUGUCUGCGCAGAAGGCCAUCUGAUGAGAAUAACAUCACACCUUCUGAGGUCACCCUGUGGACCAAUCAUCGUGUGAUGGAGUGGUUGCGCUCCGUCGAUCUGGCAGAGUAUGCACCUAACCUGCGAGGGAGCGGUGUGCAUGGAGGACUGAUGGUUUUGGAGCCUCGUUUCAAUGUAGAAACCAUGGCACAGCUGCUGAACAUCCCACCCAACAAGACACUUCUGAGGCGGCACUUGGCGACGCAUUUCAACCUCCUCAUUGGGCAGGAGGCCCAGCAGCAGAAACGGGAAGCAAUGGAGUCCUCAGACUAUGUCCUUUUAACAGCAACUGCCAAAGUCAAGCCAAAGAAGCUGACCUUCAGCAAUUUUGGGAGCCUGAGGAAGAAGAAGCAAGAUGAUGUAGAGGAGUAUGUGUGCCCUAUGGAGCUGGGCCGUGCACCUGGAAGUGGGUCGAAGAAGGGCUUUAAACCUGGCCUGGAUAUGAGAGUGUAUGACGACGACGAUCUGGACAGGCUGGAGCAGAUGGAAGAUUCAGAAGGGACAGUGAGGCAAAUAGGAGCAUUUUCUGAAGGCAUCAACAACUUAACACACAUGUUGAAAGAAGAUGACAUGUUUAAAGACUUUGCAACUCACUCUCCUAGCACCAGUGUAACAGAUGAGGACUCCAAUGUGUGACAGCAAGCACCAGACACUGGCCAAGGCUCGCUUUGCUACGUGCAGGAAAGGUCAUCGUUAUAAAUGACGAGCAGCAGGUUAUGUACAUUACAUUGCUCUUGCUUCUGUUAGUUAGAAGUAAUACUGGGGGGAGGGGGUUAGAGUUUAACAAAAAAACAAGGUGCCUACUCUAAAAUUGCCAUAAGAAACACCUAGACACUGGUGAAUGGUAAUUGUUUUUGGGGUUUUUUUCUAUAUUUAAUGUACAAAUUGGUGAUAUGUUUCAAGAGUGUUGCAUUUAAAUGUACCUGGUAUGAUACUGCUCAUUUUCCUUAUUCAUG
Molecule: messenger RNA, 3329 nt
Organism: Indicator indicator
Lineage: Eukaryota; Metazoa; Chordata; Aves; Piciformes; Indicatoridae
Gene: PPFIBP1
Product: PPFIA binding protein 1
Exons: 28
Coding region: 1-3009 (1002 amino acids)
Biological process (GO): neuromuscular junction development
Cellular component (GO): presynaptic active zone
Molecular function (GO): protein binding
Source: RefSeq, a predicted model, not a curated record